CCUCUUCUCCAGAUUUCCCGACUCGGACCUACUCCCUGGGCCCUUGUCCUGGGGGCACGCCCGCCCGCUCCACGCACACCCGUCCCCGGCCAAGCCCUUAUGCUGAUCCCUGGAGCCUGAAUCCCCCACCCAAGACUGCUGAGCCCUUGUCGAGGUCAUCGGAUAGGGUGAGAGCACUGGGGGCGGGGACCGCAGGGGCUCUCGGCUCUGCUCUGCCUCUCUCCCAGGACACUUUGUCCAGCAGACACCCAUUCAGGCUCCGUCCCUUUCCUGGAGCUGUGGAGACGCAGGAAGGCUGGCUGGUACCCCUGGGGGGGGGUGUCUCUGAAGUAGAGUGAGGAACCAGGGGUGGGCCGCGUGGCAGAAACUGUCUGACAUUCCUCCUCCUCUCUCAGUGAGAAGGAUGCUGGUCUCCAAAAUGACUUCCAAGAGGCAGUGGGAUGCGUAGGGGAAUCGUGGGGACCAAGGACACUGCUUUUGGGAAGACAGGACAGGUGGACCAGGCACUAGGACACCCAGGAGGAGGGUUCUUUCCCGGAUUCCAGCCUGGAAAGGAAGCAGGACCAUGAGGCAAGGGAGGGGGGAGGGGAGUGUCCUAAGUUUCUAGGCAGGAGAUGGAGCCCCCUGGGGCCUGGAAUGGAGUUGGUGACGUUGGGAAACCAGGCCCCAAAGAGCUCCUCAGGUGGGCAACAGAUCAGCUCUACUCCCUGAGGGCCUGAGCCCUUGUCCCGCCUGGCCCAAGGCUGAUUCUCUGCCCCUCUGCCCCGCCCCCCAGGAGGUCCCACCUUCCAAGAGGCCUGAGGUUUAGGGCCAAGGCUGCAGCCCCUGUUCCUCCAGCUCCUGCAUUCCGAUUCUGGAGACUGACUGGGAAGGCACGCGGGGCCUCUGGUUUUUCCUGGAUCUCAGAGUCAGGCCCACGGAAAGCGAGUAAAGAGAUGGAGGGUCCCUGUCCGGCUGGUCCAGGGCUCUCCCCGGAGCUGGCCAAGUCUUUCUCCCACCAUCCCCCAACAGAGAAGGGCUGAGGCCCCAACGCAUCAGGGGGAACCUGAGAGAGGAAGGCAGAGCCCCUCAGACGGAGGAACGGAGGCUCAGGGAGGUCCGGCCUCUCUGUCUGCAGGAAGCCAGGGAAAUGAUCAGCUGGUAGCACUUCGCCCCUGGCAGAGUUUGCCUGUCCUUUGACACAGAUGGAAGCAAACCGGGGCGGGAUUGGCGUGGGGCCGAGGAGGGAGGGCAGUAUUUAGGGAUCCACUAAGAAGAGUCAGGCACUGGGCUAGCCCUGGGGAGGCAGGAAAGACCUGGCCUGCCCUCAAGGAAGUCUUCCUGCAGCCUGUGAAGACCAUAAUUACGAGGUGUGACAAGGGCCAUGGGUGAAGGUGAGAGCACAGUGGGCGGAGAGGUCCCUGCCCCCGAGAGGAGAGGGGAGCACAGUUUCUGACCCCAGAUUAGCCGGGAGUCCGAGGAAGGGACAUUCUCGCCUGACAGAAGACGAAUGGGAAGACACUGGUUUGUGGCAGAGCACAGUGACUUCUAGGGACUUUGAGACCGCACCUGGCAGGGGACAAAGGGAGAGGUCUAGUGGUGCUCCAGGAGCGGCUUCAGCAGGUGUUAUGUGAGCCAAACCCUGAUCGUCCAGAAGAGUGAGCCCUGAAAGCUGCCACCCACUCAGAAGGCUCUGUGGGGCUUGCUGGGCUGUGGACACCCCCAGGCCCCUCCGCCUGGGCCCCCGUGGAUAGGAGGGGCCGGGCACGCAGGCCGUGGGCUAUGGUUUGGUGCCUCGGCGUGGCCAUCCUCAGCCUGAUCAUCAGCUGGGGGGCUGACGGUCGAGGGAAACCUGAGGCGGUGUCUGUGGUGGGCCGGGCCGGCGAGACUGCAGUGCUGGGCUGUGACCUGCUGCCCCCCGCCGGCCGCCCACCCCUGCAUGUCAUUGAGUGGCUGCGUUUUGGAUUCCUGCUUCCCAUCUUCAUCCAGUUCGGCCUCUACUCUCCCCGCAUCGACCCUGAUUACGUGGGGCGAGUCCGGCUGCAGAAAGGGGCGUCUCUCCAGAUUGAGGGGCUCCGAGCGGAAGACCAGGGCUGGUACGAGUGCCGCGUGCUCUUCCUGGACCAGCACAGCCCUGAGGACGACGCUGCUAACGGCUCCUGGGUGCACCUCACGGUCAAUUGUAUGAACCCGGGAGCAGCACCCCCUCAGUUCCUGGAGACGCCUCCCCAGGUGCUGGAAGUGCGGGAACUUGAGCCUGUGACCCUGCGUUGUGUGGCCCGGGGCAGCCCGCAGCCUCAUGUGACCUGGAAGCUCCGAGGACAGGACCUUGGCCAGGGCCAGGGUCAGGUGCAAGUGCAGAAUGGGACGCUGUGGAUCCGACGGGUGGAGCGAGACAGCUCCGGAGUCUACACCUGCCAAGCCUCCAGCACCGAGGGCAGCACCUCCCACGCCACCCAGCUGCUGGUGCUAGGUCCCCCCAUCAUCGUGGUACCCCCCAGGAACAGCACAGUCAAUGCCUCCCAGGAUGUUUCCCUGGCCUGCCGGGCUGAGGCGUACCCCACUAACCUCACCUAUAGCUGGUUCCAGGACAGCACCAACGUGUUCCACAUCAGACGGCUGCAGCCCCGCGUGCGGAUCCUGGUGGACGGGAGUCUGCGACUGCAGGCCGCCCAGCCUGAUGACGCGGGCCGCUACACCUGCGUGGCCAGCAACGGCCUCCUGCGCCCGCCCUCGGCCUCUGCCUACCUCACGGUGCUCUACCCAGCCCAGGUGACAGCGAUGCCUCCGGAGACACCCCUGCCCGUGGGCAUGCGGGGGGUGAUCCAGUGCCCGGUCCGGGCUAACCCCCCACUGCUCUUUGUCAGCUGGACCAAGGAUGGGCAGGCCCUGCAGCUGGAUAAGCUCCCUGGCUGGUCCCAGGGCCCGGAGGGCUCACUGAUCAUCGCCCUGGGAAACGAGGACGCUCUGGGAGAGUACUCCUGCACGCCCUACAACAGUCUCGGUACCGCGGGGCCCUCCCCGCUGACCCGCGUGCUGCUCAAGGCUCCCCCAGCUUUUCUAGAACGGCCCAAGGAAGAAUAUUUCCAAGAAGUGGGGCGGGAGCUACUCAUCCCCUGCUCCGCUCAAGGAGACCCCCCUCCUGCCAUCUCUUGGGCCAAGGUGGGCCGGGGGCUGCAGGCCCAGGCCCAGGUGGACAACAGCAGCAGCCUCAUCCUGCGGCCACUGACCAAGGAGGCCCAUGGGCGCUGGGAGUGCACCGCCAGCAACGCUGUGGCCCGAGUGGCCACCUCCACACAUGUCUACGUGCUGGGCACCAGCCCCCACGUUGUCACCAAUGUGUCCGUGGUGCCUUUGCCCAAGGGUGCCAAUGUCUCCUGGGAGCCUGGCUUUGACGGCGGCUAUCUGCAGAGGUUCAGUGUCUGGUAUACCCCGCUGGCCAAGCGUCCUGACCGAACCCACCAUGACUGGGUGUCCCUGGCAGUGCCUGUGGGGGCUGCUUACCUCCUCGUGCCGGGGCUGCAGCCCCAAACCCAGUACCAGUUCAGCGUCCUAGCGCAGAACAAGCUGGGGAGUGGGCCCUUCAGCGAGAUUGUCUUGUCUGCCCCAGAAGGGCUUCCCACCACACCGGCGGCCCCCAGGCUUCCGCCUACUGAGAUGCCUCAGCUCCUCUCACCUCCCCGAGGCCUGGCAGCACUGAGGACACCCCGGGGGGUGCUCCUGCAUUGGGAUCCCCCAGAACUGGUCCCUGAGACGCUGGACGGCUAUGUCCUGGAGGGACGGCAGGGCUCCCAGGGCUGGGAGGUGCUGGACCGCGUCGCGGCAGGCACGGAAGCGCAGCUGCUGGUGCCAGGGCUCAUCAAGGACGUACUGUACGAGUUCCGGCUCGUGGCCCUGGCCGGUAGCUAUGUCAGCGAUCCCAGCAACACGGCCAACGUCUCCACUUCCGGCCUGGAAGUCUACCCCUCGCGCACACAGCUGCCGGGCCUGCUGCCCCAGCCGGUCCUGGCCGGCGUGGUGGGCGGGGUCUGCUUCCUGGGCGUGGCUGUCCUCGUGAGCAUCCUGGCCGCCUGCCUGACCAACCGGCGCAGGGCAGCCCGUCGCCGCCGCAAGCGCCUCCGCCAAGAUGCGCCUCUUAUCUUCUCUCCUCCCGGGAAGUCAGCUCCACACUCUGCCCCGGGCUCAGGCAGCCCUGACAGCGUGGCGAAGCUGAAGCUCCAGGGUUCCCCAGUCCCCAGCCUGCGCCAGAGUCUACUCUGGGGGGAGCCUGCUGGCCCCCCCAGCCCCCCUCCGGAUCCUCCGCCUAGUCGGGGGCCCUUACCCUUGGAGCCCAUCUCUCGGGGACCAGAUGGACGCUUUGUGAUGGGACCCAAUGUGGGAACCCCCGAAGAAAGGUCAGGCUCUGAAGGAGCUGAACCUCGGACCCCGGCCCAGCGCCAGGCCAGGUCCUACGACUGCAGCAGCAGCAGCCCCAGCGGGCAGCCCCAGCCGCUCUGCAUUGCAGACAUCAGCCCCGUGGGGCCCCCUCCCGCAGCACCACCUAGUCCUCGGCCUGCUCCGGGACCCUUGCUCCAGUACCUGAGCCUGCCCUUCUUCCGGGAGAUGAACGUGGACGGGGACUGGCCCCCUUUUGAGGAGCCCGCGCCUGCUCCACCCCCAGAUUACAUGGAUACCCGGCCCUGCCCCACUUCCUCUCUCCUUCAUCCCCUGGACCCCGACACUGUGUCUCCCGGGGCAGUGCUUCCCAGGGCUGCGAUGGGGGCCGGGGCCGCCCCAGAGCCCCUGUACACAGCACUGGCUGACUGGACGCUGAGGGACCGGCUGCUGCCAAGCCUCCUCCCUGCCGCCCCUCGGGGCAGCCUCACCAGCCAGAGCAGCGGACGGGGCAGUGCCUCGUUCCUUCGGCCCCCCUCUACAGCCCCCUCUGCAGGAGGCAGCUACCUCAGCCCUGCUCCCGGAGACACCAGCAGCUGGGCCAGUGGCCCUGAGAGGUGGCCCCGGAGGGAGCAUAUAGUGACAGUCAGCAAGAGGAGGAACACGUCUGUGGAUGAGAACUAUGAGUGGGACUCAGAAUUCCCUGGGGACAUGGAACUGCUGGAGACUCUGCACCUGGGCUUGGCUGGCCCUCGGCCCCGACCUGAAGCUGAGCCAGAGCUAGAUGUGAAGACUCCAGUGGAGGGCAGCCUCCCUAGCAUGGCCUGUGCUCCAGGCCCCGAGGCUCGGUGCGCUGCCCUCCGGGAGGAGUUCCUGGCUUUCCGGCGCCGCAGAGAUGCCACUAGGGCCCGGUUACCAGUGUACAGACAGCCAGUGCCCCAUCCUGAACAGGCCACCCUGCUGUGAAAGCUGGGUGAAGAUACACAGACUGGGCAGAGGAGGGCCCGUGGAGACCCAGCUCCAGCCCGGAGCCCUGGCCUGCCCCUUUGGUGCUCAGACAUAGCCCUGAUGGUGGGUUGGGAGGGUUUGGCAGGAGAUGUCUGUGCUGGGCCCCUAGAGCCUGGGGACUGGAGCAGGGAUCUUAGGUCUGCCCGUGUGUGUGUGUUUGUGUGUGUGUGUGUGUGUGUGCUCGCGCGGUGAUGGUGAUGGUAUUUGUGGUGUGGGUGAGGUUUUUUACAUGUGAAUAAAGAAAUUCUGAAAAA
Mustela erminea (ermine) is the source of this 5615-nucleotide messenger RNA. RefSeq names its product immunoglobulin superfamily member 9 (gene IGSF9). Gene Ontology annotation, molecular function: protein binding. Lineage: Eukaryota; Metazoa; Chordata; Mammalia; Carnivora; Mustelidae. The coding region runs from base 1762 to 5319 and encodes 1185 amino acids. The transcript has 21 exons. Gene Ontology annotation, biological process: cell-cell adhesion. The record is from RefSeq and is a predicted model, not a curated record.